Dicrocoelium dendriticum is the source of this 861-nucleotide messenger RNA. The record is from the annotation of a GenBank genome assembly. Lineage: Eukaryota; Metazoa; Platyhelminthes; Trematoda; Plagiorchiida; Dicrocoeliidae.
AUGGAUUCUGUAGACCAUAAGGUAGAGUCUCUGUUUAGCGUUGUAUCUCUUUCUGUUCCACCUUUUUGGGACAUGGAUCUUCUUUUGUGGUUCGCUCUUCUUGACGCCGAGUUUUAUAACCACAGAAUCACUUCCGACUACGCGAAGUAUCGCAAACUCCUGUCCUAUCUCCCCAAGGAGAUAUCAAUGCAGGUUCGUGACAUCAUCAUUUCUCAGACCGAAAACCGCUAUGAGGCUCUCAAAGAGGCCACGAUCAAGCGUGUUAUGCCCUCUGAGAAAGUUUGCCUGCAGCAGCUUUUCAGGGAUCUGCAGCUGGGCGACAAACUGCCCUCAACUCUGCUACGGGAGAUGCAGCAACUCCUUGGUUCUUCAACCAUGGAUGAGAUGUUACUUCGCGAACUAUGGCUACAACGGCUACCAGAAAACACGCAAGCGAUUCUCGCUACAGUGAGCUCCGUUUGGCUCAAUCAACUAGCAGACUUAGCCGAUCGAGUUAUUGAACGAGCACAGCCACAAGCGGACGCCAGCAAGAUCAAUGCCGUCGCGUCCCAGGGCACUUCUAUCACAGGCUUACAGUCAACCAUAGAAGCCCUGCAAACACAAGUCGCGACACUUAGCCGCCAGGUCCAGCAGCUUACUAUGGACCGUCGUCGUCAUAGCCGAUCAAAAUCGCCUUGCAAACCUUCUAAGUCUAACAACAGGCAAGCUAGCUGUUGGUACCACCAGCGUUUUGGUACCGCAGCUCAUAAAUGUGUAAAACCUUGCAACUUUGCAGAGAAGCAGGGAAACCUCGGCCGCGCCGUAACGGCGACGGACGCGACCGGCCAACACCAAGUCACCUCAUCCGCGUUAGGGGUUUAA